Drosophila grimshawi is the source of this 862-nucleotide messenger RNA. RefSeq names its product pyridoxal phosphate phosphatase PHOSPHO2. The transcript has a single exon. Bases 66 to 836 code for a protein of 256 amino acids. The record is from RefSeq and is a predicted model, not a curated record. Gene Ontology annotation, molecular function: phosphatase activity. NCBI's taxonomy places the organism in Eukaryota, Metazoa, Arthropoda, Insecta, Diptera, Drosophilidae.
GUAAAACACUUUUCUUUCCUAUCAUUCAAAUUUGAUGUUGAUUUCAUUUUGAGCACACACACUUCAUGCGUCAUUAUGCGGCGUGUCUGCGGCAUUGCCACAGUUGCAGUUACCGGCGCAGUAAGCGUCUGUUGGCGACCUUUGACUUUGACAAGACAAUAAUUGAGGUGGACUCGUACAAGGCGCUCAGUCAUCUGCUGGCGCCGGAGCAGCGCACCGAUCAGUUGCAGGUGCUCAUUCACAAGUCCGGCUGGAUUGUGUAUAUACGGCGCGUGUUGCAACUGUUGCAGCAUCGCCGCUUGAGUGCAGUACAAAUUGGUCAAUUUGUUCGCCAGUUGCCGGCUGUGCCGGGCAUGUUGCAACUGAUGCGUCGCAUCGGUACGCAAUCCAGCACACAAAUGUGCAUAGUGAGCGAUGCGAAUCACUAUUUCAUUGGGCAGUGGCUGGCGGCGCACGGCUUAGCGGAAAUAUUCGAUGCCAUUUAUACGAAUCCGGCCGUUGUGCAGCCGGAUGGGAGCCUGCUAGUCGAGCCGUAUGAGCAGCAGACGCACUGCGACCAGUGUCCGCAGAAUCUGUGCAAAGGCGGUGUGAUGACCAGGCUAAUGAAUGACCCGACUGCACAAUACAAACGCAUCAUUUAUGUGGGCGAUAGCUGCAAUGAUCUGUGCGCCAUUCGCUGUCUGCGGACGCAGGACAUCGCCUGCAUUAGGCAAUGGGAGGAGCUGCAUGGGAAGCUGGCGGCUCAUCGGGAUGAGUUGAGCUGCUUGGUGAUCCAUUGGCGCGAUGGCCAUGACCUCGAAGAGCAGCUAUUCGCUAAUUGCAAUUCGUAUUUGUAGAAAAUAUAUAAAAAUAAAUUUGAUGA